Messenger RNA from Chinchilla lanigera (long-tailed chinchilla), 1504 nucleotides. It is a transcript of the gene Utp3, whose product is annotated as UTP3, small subunit (SSU) processome component, homolog (S. cerevisiae). Gene Ontology annotation, cellular component: nucleolus; small-subunit processome. The record is from RefSeq and is a predicted model, not a curated record. The transcript has a single exon. Bases 15 to 1439 code for a protein of 474 amino acids. NCBI's taxonomy places the organism in Eukaryota, Metazoa, Chordata, Mammalia, Rodentia, Chinchillidae. Gene Ontology annotation, biological process: maturation of SSU-rRNA from tricistronic rRNA transcript (SSU-rRNA, 5.8S rRNA, LSU-rRNA).
GCGGUGUGUGAGCCAUGGUGGGCAGAUCCCGGCGGCGUGGAGCCGCGCGGUGGGCAGCUGUGCAAGCCGGAGGAGGUCGCACCGCGGCAGACGAAAAUGAAGACGAUUUAGGUGGGCCACCCUCACCCGGGGACUCCAGCUACUACCAGGAUGAGGUAGAUGACUUCCAUGAGGCACGAGCCCGGGCAGCCUUGGCCAAGGGCUGGAGCGAGGUAGAGAGCGGGGAGGAAGAGGACGGCGAGGAGGAGGUGCUAGCCCUAGAUGUUGACGAUGAAGAGGAAGACGGAGAGAGUUCGGGGGAGGAGGAGGAGGAGGAGGAGGAUGGCGAUGAUGAUGACGACGGCGGGAGCUCCGUGCAGAGUGAGGCUGAGGCCUCUGUGGACCCCAGUUUGUCUUGGGGUCAGAGGAAGAAACUUUACUACGACACGGACUAUGGCUCCAAAUCCCGAGGCCGGCAGACUCAACAAGAAGUAGAGGAGGAGGAGCGAGAGGAAGAGGAGGAGGCGCAGAUCAUUCAGCGGCGCCUAGCCCAAGCCCUGCAAGAGGAGGACUUUGGAGUCGCCUGGGUGGAGGCCUUUGCAAAACCCGUGCCUCAGGCAGAAGAGGCUGAGACACGGGUCGUGAAGGAUUUGGCAAAAGUUUCAGUGAAAGAGAAACUGAAGAUGCUGCGAAAGGAAUCACCAGAGCUCUUGGAGCUGAUAGAGGAUCUAAAAGUCAAGUUAAGAGAAGUGAAAGAUGAGCUAGAGCCACUCUUAGAGUUGGUUGAGCAAGGAAUCAUUCCACCCGGCAAAGGAAGCCAAUACCUGAGGACCAAGUAUAAUCUGUACUUGAACUAUUGUUCCAACAUCAGUUUUUAUUUGAUCCUGAAAGCUAGGAGAGUCCCCGCACAUGGACAUCCUGUCAUAGAAAGGCUUGUUACCUACCGAAAUCUGAUCAACAAGCUGUCAGUUGUGGAUCAGAAGCUGUCUUCUGAAAUUCGACAUCUACUUACACUUAAGAAUUGUGCUGUAAAGAAAGAACUGAACCCCAAAUCAAAACUCACCAAAGCCAAACCAAAGUCUGCUUCAGAGACUUCUGUUUCUGGAAAUCUCUCUGAUGAUUCAGAUUUUGAUAAAGAAGCUGCGCUGAAAUACUAUAAAGAAACAGAGGACAGGCAAAAGUUAAAGAGAAAGAAAGAAGAAACCAGCGCUGAAGAACAGGCUCUUGAAGAUCAGAAUUCCAAGAGAGCCAUUACCUAUCAGAUUGCUAAAAAUAGGGGACUCACACCUAGGAGAAAAAAGAUUGAUCGCAAUCCCAGAGUGAAACAUAGGGAGAAGUUCAGAAGAGCCAAAAUUCGAAGAAGAGGCCAGGUUCGUGAAGUUCGAAGAGAAGAGCAACGUUAUAGUGGUGAAUUAUCAGGCAUCCGUGCAGGAGUUAAAAAGAGCAUUAAGCUUAAGUAAAGUAUUUGCUUAAUUAAGGUUUUUGUCAAUCAUGUUAGAUUAAUAAAUUUUUGUUUUUAACUAAA